Trifolium pratense (red clover) is the source of this 2739-nucleotide messenger RNA. RefSeq names its product pentatricopeptide repeat-containing protein At2g37230. The coding region runs from base 227 to 2431 and encodes 734 amino acids. The transcript has a single exon. NCBI's taxonomy places the organism in Eukaryota, Viridiplantae, Streptophyta, Magnoliopsida, Fabales, Fabaceae. Gene Ontology annotation, molecular function: protein binding. The record is from RefSeq and is a predicted model, not a curated record.
AGGAGCCAUAAUUUAUUCUAAAAAUAAUUUUUUUUAGCUUAAUGAGCAGAAAUGCGAAAUUGCUAGUAUCAGAUAUCGGAUCGAGAUUCGAACCUGGUCACUCUAUUUCAUCCAUCAACAAAAAAAAAAAAAAAACAAAACACACGCACAGACAAACAAACAGUGUGCAUCAUCUUCUUAAACCCUAAUAUUUGAAACUCUCAGCUGCAGACAGAACCUCUUCUCAAUGGCGUCCACCUCCAAGCUUCUCAAAUGGCGUCCAACUCUCCACCAACCUAUCUUCUCUUCCCGUCUCUCCACUUCCACUUCCAUCGCCGCCGAACCUCUCUCCGAACCAGACCAUUCCCCUCCCGAUCCACCACCUCAACAACAAUCCCAAACCUUCCAAUCGCAAUCAUCAUCAUCAUCAUCGCAAUCCUCCAAUCCUGAACUCAUAAUCACCCGCAUGCUCAAUAACCGUGACUGGACAACUCGUCUUCAAAACUCCAUCCGUUCAAUUGCUCCAAAAUUCGAUUCCAAUCUUGUUUACAAUAUUCUUCACGCCACCACAAACCCUGAUCAAGCCCUAAAUUUCUACCGAUGGCUCGAAAGGGUGAAUCUUUUUACACACGACACAAAUACCACUCUUAAAAUGAUUCAAAUUCUUACUCGUUACUCUAAACUUAAUCAUGCUCGUUGCAUUUUACUUGAUUUGCCCAAAAAGAAUUUGCCUUAUGAUGAAGAUAUGUUUGUUGCUUUAAUUGAAGGUUACGGUCGCGCUGGGAUUGUUCAGGAAGCUGUUAAGAUCUUUCAGAAAUUGGAUAGUAAUAACAAAACUGUUAAAUCUUAUGAUGCUUUGUUUAAGGUGAUUUUGAGGCGAGGACGGUACAUGAUGGCGAAAAGGCUUUACAAUGCUAUGUUGAGAGAAGGUAUUGAGCCGACUAGACAUACUUAUAAUAUUCUUCUUUGGGGUAUGUUUUUGUCUUUGAGAUUAGAUACUGCUGUUAGAUUUUAUCAAGAUAUGAAAAGUAAGGGUAUUGAGCCUGAUGUUGUUACUUAUAAUACUUUGAUUCAUGGUUAUUUUCGGUUUAAGAAAGUUGAUGAGGCUGAGAGUUUGUUUGCGGAAAUGAAAGAGAAGAAUUUGAUGCCUACUGUUAUUAGUUAUACUACUAUGUUGAAAGGGUGUGUUGAUGCGGGGAGGGUUGAUAGGGCGGUUGAGGUUUUUGAGGAGAUGAAGAAUAGUGGGAUUAAGCCGAAUGCUGUUACGUAUACUACUUUGUUGCCGGGGUUGUGUGAUGCUGAUAAAUUGGUGGAGGCUAGUAAUGUUUUGGGGGAGAUGGUGGCGAGGUAUAUUGCUCCUAAGGAUAAUUCGGUAUUCAUGAAGCUGAUGAACUGUCAGUGUGAAGCCGGUAAUUUGGAUGAUGCGGUGAAUGUGUUGAAGGCGAUGAUACGAUUGAGUAUUCCUACUGAGGCGGGUCAUUAUGGUCUGUUGAUUGAAAAUUUCUGUAAGGCUAAUGUGUAUGAUAGGGCGGAGAAAUUGUUGGAUAAGUUAGUUGAGAAGGAUAUCAUCUUGAGACCGGAGAAUUCCUUUGAAAUGGGUCCUAGUGCUUAUAAUCCGAUGAUUGAGUAUCUGUGUGACAAUGGGCGGACAGUGAAAGCGGAAACUUUUUUCCGGCAGUUGAUGAAAAAGGGUGUCCUGGAUUCAGUUGCUUUUAAUAAUUUGAUCCGUGGGCACUCGAAAGAAGGCAACCCUGAAUCUGCACUUGAGAUUGCAACUAUCAUGAGUAGGAGAGGGGUUCCUAGUGAUUCAGAUUCCUAUAGAUUACUUAUUGAAAGUUAUUUGCGGAAAGGAGAACCCGCUGAUGCUAAAAUAGCUUUGGACCACAUGCUUGAAGGUGGACAUCAACCAGAUUCGUCCCUUUAUAGGUCAGUUAUGGAGAGUUUGUUUGAAGAUGGCAGGGUCCAAACUGCAAGCAGAGUAAUGAAAAGUAUGGUGGAGAAGGGGGUGAUGGAGAAUAUGGACUUAGUUUCGAAGAUAUUGGAGGCGCUUUUCAUCAGAGGUCAUGUUGAAGAAGCUCUGGGAAGAAUUGAUUUGCUUAUGCAGAAUGGGUGCGAACCUGAUUUUGACCAUCUUCUAUCUAUUCUCUGUGAGAAAGAAAAGAGGAUUGCCGCUCUAAGAUUGCUAGAUUUUGUUCUUGAGAAAGACAUCAUCAUAGACUUUUCAAAUUAUGAUAAGGUUUUAGAUACUCUCUUAGCAGCAGGAAAGACCCUCAAUGCAUACUCUGUCUUAUGUAAAAUUCUGGCGAAAGGAGGUGCAACGGAUUGGAGCAGCCGUGAUUUGCUAAUCAAGAGCCUUAAUCAGGAAGGGAACACAAAGCAAGCAGAUAUCUUGUCGAGAAUGAUCAAAGAAAAAGUAGCAAGUCCUCCAAAGAAAGCAAGUAGAGCUACAUAAUUUGUUCUCUCUUCAUUUACUUCUCGAGUUUUAAAGGUGAGACUUAUUUAUGGGUUUUAGUUGUAAUAAGUUGUUAUAUGAGGAAGAGAAAUCAUGGAUUGGCCUCUAUUUAUAAUCAAAAGCGUUGAUUCCUUCCAGCUGAUCAGAGAUUUGUUUUGACACAUUCUUUUUUAUAUUUUAUUUAGUUAUUAUGUUAUUGUUAGUCUACUAUCAAGGUCUCCAGCUGUGUAACUUGUUUUUUAUAUUCUCCUGGAAUGACAUGUCAAUGAGAACUGUGAACUGAAAUCACACAUUUCUCAACUUUACAA